Messenger RNA from Salvelinus sp. IW2-2015, 3201 nucleotides. Its product is annotated as volume-regulated anion channel subunit LRRC8A. Gene Ontology annotation, molecular function: protein binding. The record is from RefSeq and is a predicted model, not a curated record. Lineage: Eukaryota; Metazoa; Chordata; Actinopteri; Salmoniformes; Salmonidae.
AACGACAACAGAUGAAAAGAAGGCAACACUAGCUAGCUAAAAUUAGCUAGCCCCACACCAUCAUGUAUUUCUGUUAGCCUGUGGUGUUCGCCAGCCUUGCUGCAGUGGAGCAAAACUGAAUUAGGCACCCAUUCMUAUGGAGAUAGAAGAGACCUGGGCUCAUGAGGAUCGAUGGGCUUUCACUGAGUGGGAUAUCCACCAACGACCGCACCAGGUACCGAAGUACAGAUCACACCAGUACCAACACUGUGAUAAGCCAUGAUCCCCAUCACUGAGCUGCGUUACUUUGUAGACUGCCAGCCGGCCUACCGCAUCCUGAAGCCAUGGUGGGACGUCUUCACCGACUACAUCUCCAUCGUCAUGCUCAUGAUCGCCGUGUUCGGGGGCACUCUGCAGGUCACCCAGGACAAGAUGAUCUGCCUGCCCUGCAAGUGGGUGGUCAACCAGACCUGCAGGAGGUAUUUCAAUGCUACUCUGUCGGCCCCGCUCUUGUUGGAGCCCAAAGGGAUCCAAUACAACCUGGAUCGCCACCAGUACAACUACGUAGACGCUGUGUGCUACGAGAACCGCCUGCACUGGUUUGCCAAGUACUUCCCCUACCUGGUGCUACUGCAUACCCUCAUCUUCCUGGCCUGCAGUAACUUCUGGUUCAAGUUCCCCCGGACUAGCUCCAAACUGGAGCACUUUGUGUCCAUCUUACUCAAGUGUUUUGACUCUCCCUGGACCACCAGGGCUCUGUCUGAGACGGUGGUGGAGGAACGCGACCCCAAGCCCCACAAGAUGAACGGCUCCAUGGAUAAGAAGGCGUCGUUUGUCAGCGAGGACGUGGAGGCCAGCGUCCCCAUGCUCCAAAAGACAAAGUCUCGCCUGGAGCAGGGGAUCGUGGAUCGCACUGAGACAGGCGUACUGGAUAAGAAAGAGGGCGAACAGGCAAAAGCUCUGUUCGAAAAGGUGAAAAAGUUCCGCAUACACGUGGAAGAGGGAGACAUUGUGUACAGGCUCUACAUCCGACAGACUAUUAUCAAAGUCAUUAAGUUCAUUUUUAUUAUCUGCUAUACGGGGUAUUAUGUGCACAAUAUUCAGUUCAGUGUGGACUGUAGUGUGGAUAUAGAGAGCCUCACAGGGUACAGCAUGUAUCGUUGUGCCCAUCCUCUGGCCACGCUGUUUAAGAUCCUAGCCUGCGUCUACAUCAGCUUAGUGGGGGUUUACGGAUUAAUUUGCAUGUACACUCUCUGUUGGAUGCUGCGGCGCUCRCUGAAGAAAUACUCCUUCGAGUCGAUACGAGAGGAGAGCAGUUACAGCGACAUACCGGACGUGAAGAACGACUUUGCUUUCAUGCUGCACAUGAUUGACCAGUACGACCCUCUGUACUCCAAACGCUUUGCUGUCUUCCUGUCCGAGGUGAGCGAGAACAAGCUGCGGCAGCUCAACCUGAACAACGAGUGGACUCUGGACAAACUGAGGCAGAGAAUCACCAAUAACUCCCAGGAGAAGCUGGAGCUGCACCUCUUCAUGCUGAGCGGCAUCCCAGACACAGUGUUUGACCUGAUAGAGCUGGAGGUACUGAAGCUGGAGCUCAUUCCAGACAUCACCAUCCCUCCUAUCAUCGCCCAGCUGGUCAACCUGAAGGAGAUGUGGCUGUACCAUACCCCGGCUAAGAUCGAGGCUCCCGCCUUGGCCUUCCUCAGGGAGAACCUCAAGUCCCUCCACAUCAAGUUCACCGACAUCAAGGAGAUCCCUCUGUGGAUCUACAGCCUGAAGAACCUGAGCGAGCUGCACCUGACGGGGAACCUGAGCGCAGAGAACAACCGAUACAUUGUUAUUGAUGGGCUACGGGAGCUGAAGAGGCUCAAGGUGCUCCGGCUGAAGAGUAACCUGACCAAGCUACCUCAGGUGGUGACGGACGUGGGRGUGCACCUCCAGAAGCUGUCAGUCAACAACGAGGGCACCAAGCUGAUGGUCCUCAACAGCCUGAAGAAGAUGGUGAACCUGACUGAACUGGAGCUGAUCCGCUGUGAUCUGGAACGCAUCCCACACUCCAUCUUCAGCCUGCACAACYUGCAGGAGAUUGACCUCAAGGACAACAACCUGAAGACCAUCGAGGAGAUCAUCAGCUUCCAGCACCUGCACCGGCUGGUCUGCCUUAAACUCUGGUACAACCAGAUCGCCUACAUUCCCAUCCAGAUCGGCACCCUCAACAACAUGGAGAGGCUCUAUCUGAACAGGAACAAGAUCGAUAAGAUCCCCAGCCAGCUGUUCUACUGUCGGAAGCUGCGCUUCCUGGACCUGAGCCACAACAACCUCACCUACAUCCCAGCAGACGUGGGGUACCUGCAGAACCUCCAGUACCUGGUAGUCACUGCUAACAGAAUUGAGACCCUGCCCAACGAGCUGUUCCAGUGUAAAAAGCUUCGUACUCUGAACCUGGGUAACAACUGCCUGACGUCUCUGCCGUCACGCUUCGGGGAGCUGACGGCCCUGACCCAGCUGGAGCUGAGGGGGAAUAGACUGGACUGUCUGCCCGUGGAGCUGGGGGAAUGCAGGCAGUUGAAGAAGACGGGCCUGGUGGUGGAGGAGGACCUCUUCAACACCCUGCCCACCGAGGUGAAGGAGCAGCUGUGGAAGGUGGACAAGGAGACUGCCUGAGUAAAUAGGGGGUUGAAGGAUGGUAACUCAGUCGAAACAGACACAGGCCGGACACCUGGAAGACUGAAGAGGACUAGAGAGGACUACACAGACUCGGACAGCUCGUUAACAGAGCAGCCCCUGCUCACUCUGACUGUAUUCAACUCUACUGCAGGGAUGCUUUUCAAGGGAAUCAAAGUCCCACCGCCAUGCCACUUUUUUUCCCAAACGUAAAAAAAGAUACAAAAAAGUCUGCCGUGGGAUACAGUGUGUGCUUUGAACAAGAUGAUGAGAGAUGUCAGCUCGACUGUGUUGCACGUGAGGAUACAAAAUGCUAAUGCCAUAUUCCUGUAAGAGAAGGGACUCUGCAGGUGGGCAGUGUAAUUGUCAUUCAGGCAGGGUAUAUUAUCCUGUUACAUACAGUACAAUAGGCCCCCCUUGAUAGAUUCUAGUCCAUAGGGUGCUAAGUGGCAAUAGUUAGUUGCCCACUCUCAGUAUGUGCCAUGAGAGAUGGUGUAUAGCUACUGUCAGCAAUGACAGGAGGAAGAAGCUCCAUUAAAGGAGGAUUCUCCAAGA